Drosophila serrata is the source of this 1203-nucleotide messenger RNA. RefSeq lists its product as uncharacterized. The record is from RefSeq and is a predicted model, not a curated record. NCBI's taxonomy places the organism in Eukaryota, Metazoa, Arthropoda, Insecta, Diptera, Drosophilidae.
AUGAAUGGAUAUAUAAAUUGUAGUUUGCUGCUGCUUCUCCUGGGAUGUCUGGCCUUUACCCGGGCUCAAACGCAGGCUCUGAAUGAUUCGAAUAUCUUAGGAGGAGGUUUGGUGGCUCAAGAACCUGGCAUGUGGCGUCAGGGCAGGCGGAGGAGUGUCCUGGCCGAUAGUUGUCUAACCAACAGCGGCACCACUGGCACCUGCCUCACGCGGUUCAAGUGCAUGCGCCAAUCGGGCACAGUCAAUGGAUAUUGCGGCACCUACGGGGUUUGUUGUGAAACAAACCUCCAAGUUGGGGCUUCUACCCGCCAAAAGCGAACGAUUAUCAAGAAUCCUGGCGCAUUGGUCAACGAAUUAAACACCUACACAAUCGAGGCCUUUAGCAGCAAUGUCCAGCAACUGAGAAUCGACUUUGAGCAGUUUGAGUUGGCUCAACCCACGGAAACGGAUGGAGUCCUAGAUUGCCAGGACUAUUUCGAGGCGGAUGGCUUCAAGUUGUGUGGUGUGAACAGUGGCCAGCAUUUGUACCUGCCCUUCAAUGCAGCCGCGGGAGUGGAGCAGGUUACGCUCACCUUUUCGGUGCCCUCGAAAUGGACAGGAACCACAUGGCGGUUGAUAGUAACCCAAUUGGAGGGUCCGCCGGCGGGUAGCAGACGUCGUUCCAGCACCUCCCCGGGAACCUUUGGGGCCAGCACAAACUCCCUGCAGGAUCUGCGCGACAUUUUCGCCUCUCAUCAUGCUGAUUACGAGCUGCUGGCUCCACCGGGCUGCCAGCAAUACUACACGGAGUUGUCGAACACCAUUCGCAGCUUCAACUUCCAGACAGCGGUGACCAGCAACUAUAUGCCCAACUUGAACUACAACAUCUGCAUUAAGUCGUCGACCAGUGCCAGCAUGAUUGAAUACUCCUUCAGCAAGUUCUCAAUGUCCGUGCAGGAUGGGGCCGCCGAGGGCUACGACGAGUUCUGCCAUGCCACUGUACAUACGGCGGGCCGGCAGGAGGACUACCUGAUGAUACCGCAGGGCAUUUUGGCCAAGAACAUGGCCUACCAGCCCACCUACUACUGUGGCAGCAAUGACAAUCUGCUGGUUUAUGCAUCGCCGCCCUAUCUGCUGCACUUCUCCAGCGAUGACCUCACCCUGGACAGGAGCGUAGAGACAGGUUUCAGUAUGACUUACCGCCUCAGGAACUCAAUGCUGUAG